AUGUCGGUUCAAUUAUCAACGCCGCCAUCGAGCAAAGAUAAAACCUCUGAGAAGUCUAUCACACCAAAGUCCAGUAAGAAGAAGUUUUUCAGUAACUUAUUGCAUCGGAAGAAUAGAAGCGAUACAUCACCGAACCUGGGGCAGAAAAAUGGCCUAAAAUCUCGUUCGUCUUCGGCCAGUACCAAGGUUAGUUCAUCUCCAUCAUUAACGAAUAAACUUAAACGUCAAUCAUGGGUUUCAAAUAAUAGCAAUAAAACAACUAAGUCUCAGGUUAGAGGACGCACAAAGGGACCGGAGGUAUCAGAUUGCAUAGAUGAUGAUGACAGUGUAUUUAAUUAUGCAGAAGAAGACGAAAUAGAUGGUAGUCGCAAUGUCUUUGAUAUGACCUCAUCAUCGUCAUCAUUGUCACACGUUAUGUCUUCCCAUUCCCUUAAUGAGCUUGGGGUCAGGCAUAAUAAUUCCUCAAACACAAACAUAGGGGACAUGAUGAACCAGACUAUGCAAUCCACCGAUGCACAACCGCAACCCUGGGAUGGCUUAACUCCCGAAUCUUUGGUUAUGCCGCAAUAUGUGAAAACUCACAGAAGAAACAAACAUAGUCCAAGAUCGUUGAAUAAUUUAUUCUUAGCACAAGAGUUAAACGUCGAAUCGUGUUCUUCGAAGAACCAUAAUGAUAAUGAUAGCAUUUCUAGUGAAAGCUUGAAGCAAGGAACCUCGAGCGAUGAUGAUCAUGACGAAAUUCUUUAUGAGCAUGAAACACAGGCUACAAGUGAGUUCUUUUCCGAUUCUCAAGGAUAUUCUAAAAGACCAGCUCAUAAAAGAAAAAAUAAGAAUGAUUUUAAUGAAGUCUAUGUUAUGGAAUUCAGCAGAGAUGGAAAAUACUUAGCAGUCGCCGGUCGAAAUUCAAUAAUUAAAAUCUGGAAAGUGAUAUCAUCUCCGUUAAGCAGAUUGGAACAAAAGAAUGCGGAGUCAAUGAACGACAAUAGCAAAUCAAAGAAAACAAACAAGAAUCUUUAUAAAGGGGCUCCAGUUUUUCAUCAAGCUCCAGUAAGAGUUUUUAAGGGUCAUACUCAUAGCGUUUUAUCUUUAGAUUGGAGUAAAAAUAACUUCUUAAUUUCUGGUAGUAUGGAUAGACUGGUUAAAUUGUGGCAUGUAGAUAGACUGGAUUGUCUAGAAACUUUUCAAAAUGACGAUUUUGUAACUACAGUCAAAUUUCAUCCAACGGAUGAUAGGUUUUUCUUAAGUGGAUCUUUAGAUAAUCAAGUAAGGCUUUGGUCAAUUUUAGAGAAAAACAUAGCAUAUAAUAAGGAUUUAGGAGACGACAUUUUGAUUACCGCUGCUUCUUUUACACCUGAUGGCCAACAUUGUAUUGUCGGUGGAUUUAAUGGCUCAAUUUUUGCAUUAGAAAUCAAUGGGUUGCAUGUAAUUAAUAGGUUCGAAGUAAAAGAGAAAUCUUUCGUACAUUCAUUUCAUAACAAGAAUGGUAACAAAAUUACAGGCAUUAAGAUUUUCGAGAGUAGAGAAUACUCGAGAUUAAAGAUUAUAGAUGAUGAUCCUUUGGCAAAAUGGAAUUUUUUGAUUACAACGAAUGAUUCGAAAAUUAGAUUAGUGAAUUCUGAUCUGAAAAAAUUAGUAACCAGAUUCAAAGGUUUAACUAAUACCAGCUCGUCAAUAGUCGCAGGCAUGACUGAUGACUUUCAUUAUAUUGUAUCAGGAUCUGAAGAUCACUGGUGCUACGUUUGGGAAAAUAAUAAUUCAAUUAUCAAUAAUAAAUUAAAAUUAGCUUUAAAAGACUUGGUUUUAGAAGGAAAAAACCACAUUAAUGAUUUGCAAAGUAAACAUAAAUCAUAUGCAAAUUUAAUUCAUAAAAAUCCUUUGAUGAAAAAGUUAAACGUACAAAAGUUCUUGGAUGAUGAAAACUCGAUUGAAUAUGUUGCAAACGAAAAUAAUAGUUACGUGGCAUUUCAUCCACAUCAUUCGAAGGUUAAUGUUGCAGUUUUUGCUCCUGAAAAUACUAAGAAACUAUUAGAACUAUCGGAUGAUCUAAUAUUUGAAUUGAUUAAGAGAGGCAAAAAGUAUAAUUUAGGUAGGGAUGAAGUUGACGAGGCUCUUGAAAAUGAUAAUCCAGAUGAUUUUUCGAGUGAAAUUGGUCUAAAUGGGGGUCAUAUUAUUAUUACAACGGAUCAAUACGGCUUGAUUAGGGUCUUCAGACAAGAUUCGGCUUACGAAGUUAGAAAACAAUUGAGAGAUAUCCUUAAACUGAAGAAAGAAAACUGUUCAAGAAAUAAGAGUGACUCUAAAGUUAAUUCAUGUAACCAAUUGUGCGAUUCAAAGACAAAUAAGAAUAGUCUGAGAUUAGAUUUGCCUCGAAGCCAUAGUACAAGACUGGCAAAGAACAGAAGUCUAAGUCCGUCUAAUGACGGAUACUUCGCUUUGAAAAAUAAACUUCAUAGCAGAAUUAAAGGAAGCGGUAACGGAAGUUCCAAUACCAAUAGCAGCUUAUCGACUAUGACUGGUAAAUCGUCGAAUCCGGGUACGCCGUCAAGUAUGUAUCAAAUUUCAGACAAUAGAUCGUCUUCCCAGUCAAAUUUACCACGAUUCGUUUCGUCGAGCUCAUUAGUCCACGGUGCAACAUUGCACAAUACAUCCUCAUCGGGGAUAAUGUCGCAAGUAGAUGCAACUGUAGAUAUAAGAAAUGACGAUAUUGACUCUAUUUCUAUGUCUGAAAAUUCAUAUAUACCAGAAACUGGGAAUGCCAGCUUAAAAGCCCCCGAAUCAGCUUAUACUUUGACGCUCACACCAAGUAAUGGUAAUAAAUCAAGUAGCACAUUAACUGCUACACCUCCCGUGUCUUCUACCAAAACCGAAGAAUUUCCAACUCUUGAUAAUCAAAAGAAAGGAGUUCCAUUAUUAAUUAAUACGAGCAGCACUGCUGACAAUGAAGAGGAUAAAACUGAGAUUAUUAAUUUUCAUACCCCGAUAAAUGAUAGGAGGAAUACGGAUACAGCCUUUGAAGGCCCAAGUUCGAACAACAGUUCGUUUUAUAAUGCUCAGAAUAAUACAAGAGGUAGAAUGUAA
Debaryomyces tyrocola is the source of this 3078-nucleotide messenger RNA. Lineage: Eukaryota; Fungi; Ascomycota; Pichiomycetes; Serinales; Debaryomycetaceae. The record is from the annotation of a GenBank genome assembly.